This is a messenger RNA of Ilex paraguariensis (yerba mate), 750 nucleotides long. Lineage: Eukaryota; Viridiplantae; Streptophyta; Magnoliopsida; Aquifoliales; Aquifoliaceae. The record is from the annotation of a GenBank genome assembly.
AUGGCCACUUCUCCCCCAAACUGUCCACCAUUUGAUUUCUCCGGGAAGUAUUACCAUAUCUCCGGCGACGGAGGCAGUUGUGUGAGGCAGAGCAGUUUCUUUGAAGGCAAAGCAGUGCUUAAUCAAGGUGUUGGGUACUCUGUUAUUCUUGGAUUUGGAGCUUUCUUUGCAGUCUUUACCUCCUUCCUGAUAUGGCUUGAGAAGCGAUAUGUUGGGUCCCGUCACACGUCGGAAUGGUUCAACACUGCAGGCAGAAAUGUUAAAACAGGACUUAUUGCUAGUGUGAUUGUAUCUCAGUGGACUUGGGCUGCAACAAUCCUACAAAGUUCCAAUGUUGCCUGGGAGUAUGGAAUUAGUGGUCCUUUCUGGUAUGCAAGUGGGGCUACUAUCCAGGUACUCUUGUUUGGUGUCAUGGCUAUAGAGAUCAAAAGAAAAGCUCCUCAUGCUCACACUGUUUGUGAGAUUGUUAAAGCUAGAUGGGGGACUGCUGCUCAUCUUGUCUUUCUUGCUUUCUGCUUCUUGACAAAUAUUAUUGUAACUGCCAUGCUUCUUCUUGGUGGUUCUGCUGGUUGUGAAUGCACUCACUGGAGUGAACAUUUAUGCUGCAAGUUUUCUUAUUCCUCUCGGUUUUAUUGUCUAUACACUAGCGGGAGGGUUAAAGGCCACCUUCUUGGCAAGUUAUAUACACUCUGUAAUAGUUCAUGUGGUUCUGGUCAUCUUUGUGUACCUAGUGUACACAGCAAGCAGUGA